UCACCCGAGUCAUGAAAUCUAUUUUUGCCGGUUUGAGUUUCGCAACUUUUUUGGAGUUGGGUCUUUGUUUCUUGUUGUUUUUUUACCGAUUUCGUCAAUAAUAAUCUAUCUAGGAGAAAAUGAAGCAACUACUGUUCAUAUUUGUGAUUUGUAGCAUCUUUUGUGGCGUCUUUUGUGGUCUCUGCAAUGAGUGUUUCUACAAUGGUAACUUCACCGAGGGUGAGUCUGUCAACAUCAACGAUGCCAAGAUGGACGAGUUCAGGAGACGGAUCGCCAGACUAGGUCUCGGCUUCAAGGAUUAUCUUAAGAACCAGAAAGCGUGCCUCGAGGCUGAGAGACACAAUGACGGAGAGGUUGCUAAUCUUGGGACAGCGACUGGACGGAGUUGUGCGGUUGUGAAUUUUGAAUACGAGCGAACCCAUGCCAUAUUCCGUCGCGCAUAUUACGACAACAUCCAGGCGUGUAUAAACAACGUCAAAGAGAAGAUAUCCGAGUAUGAGAAGAACGUGGCUUGCUGUAAGGCCGGAUUGGAAUGGAAUUUGAAGGAAUGUAGGGAUGGCAGGAUUAUUCGGGAUGGUACAGUUCUGGGUGCCGCAUCAUUGAAGGUUUCCAUGGCUGCUAUCACUUUGGCUCUUUUGUUCACAUUUGUGUUUGUUGGACGUUAAGAUUUUUCCCUAUCGGACGUGGAUCCAAAAGGGGGCGUACCAUACACAUUUGGAAUACACAAGAACUUUGAAAAAAAAGCAGAGCAUGCCCCCUCUUUUUCUGGAUGCUGGAUCGGUCCUUGCUGCGGUUGUUUUAACCCUGUAUGCCCCUUAGGCCUUGGGGGCAACCACAAUCUGUUUGGGAAUAGUGUCAGAGAGGAAAUUCCCAUACGUGUUUUUUGAUUUUAUAUUUUCAUGACCGACAAAAAUCGCGAAAAUUAAACACAGCGAGAAAAAAAGUUUUGAAGAUUGGUGUGGUUUUACAUUUUGAGAACUCUGUCACGGUAAUUUCCAAAUGCAAAUUUACAAAUCGUGCACUCUUGCUGAAAAUAUUUCCUGAUUUGCAGUCGACCAAUUCUGAUGACUGAGUAGGGUUCAAUCUGUCUGGAUACUCUCGAAAGGGGUUGAAAGACCUUUAUAUGAGCUUUAAAGAUUUUUAUUAUUUAGGUAUGAAUCCCAGACUUCAUUAGUUAUAUAAGCUAUCUAGGCGGCUGCUGAAUAGAUUGACUUAAUAAGGGGAGGGCGUUUUGUAAAUUUAAGUUCCAUUUUGCGUUGAGUGUCAAGGACAUGUGUGGGCAGAUCGAAUGAAUGAUUUUAACACUUUUAUUUGCCGUACAAUGUCAUUGAGUACGUUCAGGAAUAUAAUUUAGAACUGUUUUUAAUUUCGAAUGCUGUAAAAGUCCAUUUGCUGUUGUAAAAAAAUAAGUUUCAUCUAAGCCAUUGACUUCAUACUCCAGAAUCAACUGAUAUUUUUUUGAGUAUUUGUCAUGUGAUGGUAUAGGUUCCAGUGUAAUAUCGUUGAUGAAUUGAAGUUAUGAAAGCAUUAUCCAAGAAUGGUCUGAAAGAGGUAUGCCGUUCGUCAUUACUUGUGGUCCCGGAAAAUAGAAAUGCAGUUAAUACACAAUGCCGUGGUGGAGGUAAUAUUAUGCAUACAAGUUUGUUUAAACUUGGUAUUCAUAGUAUUUGUAUAUCAGUCUACACAACGGCAAUGUUCGAAUUUAUAUUUUGUACGUAUUUCUGCAAUUGGACAUUUUCAAAUUCAAUUACAAAUUCAAAAUUUUUAAGGAAGAGCGUAGGCCUUUAAAGCGAACUGGAACCGCCGAGCGAUUUAUUCAACUUUUCGACUUUCACCGCCCGAGAAAGUCGAGUUCAGAUUUGUAGCUCCGCCCCCAGUGCCCGAGCAUGCGCAGUUCAAUUUGUUAUUAUUGAGAAUCAUGUGAGAAUCACGUGAGUCAUGCGAUCUUUCAUUCAUGAAUUUUCGUAGUAAAUUCCAUAGUAGUGACGUCACUGAAUGAUUGACAGCUAGGCGCCAUGUUUCAUUCAUGCCUCGCUCUGAUCACCCGAUACGCGGGGAAUGAAAACGAGGUCAUACGAACUGGCUUGGCGGUUUCAGUUCGCUUUAAAGUGAGGUGCAGUUGUAUUCUAAGCUCCUCAGGUAAUUACAUACAUAUCUCAUUUCAUGCUACAUGUAUUCAUAUAUAGUCUUUAUACAUACAUUGUACCUGAUGUAACGAGAACAUAUCAUUGUUAAUGUUGUAUGGUUAUUAAUCAAGGACCAAGGUAGCUUGUUGGCCGGAUGUAGGAAUGAAAGUUUUGUCAUAUUUCAGAAUACAAUCAUUAUACAGUACAAGUUAAAGUAACAUUCAAGACAAGGACUGCUGCACUAAAAUGUCAUUGAUAUGAUUAAAGAGGGUCAACUAAACAAGCAGAAACACAGCUUAAAACAAGUUGCAUUGACCUUAGCGUGUUAUGUGGUAUUGUUUAAAGGAGUCAAUAGGCAGCAGCUCUAUAGACAAGAUUGAGUUACAUCAAAUGGCCAAUAGGGGUCUCUCCCAUCUCACACUUGUACCAGGAACAUAGACAAAUCAGGCCUUUCAAUUACGUGGAGACCUCUACAUCCUGUAUUUUUUAGCCUAUUUUGGGGACAUGUUUUUUUGCUUUUUAGCUUAAUUUGGGGACAUUUCAUCGCGCCAAUUUGCCUGAACAUCGACGUCAUAAAUCAAAGUUAGUGACUGAUAUCACCACAUACACCUGAAAAAUCAUAAUUUUUAGGGUAAAACUAUAAAAUUAGGCCAUUUGGAUGAGAUUUGGUUAUGUUAGGGGUCAAAAAACGCUUCUGGGGGGUCAUAUUAUUAAAAAAAAAAAGAAAAAAAAAGAAGACCUAAUUUGGGGACAUCCUGUAUGGCCUACACCGUUAUACGGUGUAGGAAUCAUGUAAUUGAGAGGCCUGGAGUGAGAUACAGGCUCCUUGGUCUUUGCGAUCUCUUAAUUACAUACAUAUCUCAUUUCAUGCUACAUUCAAAGUACAUUAGUACAUGUCACAAUGGUUUAUUGUUAAGGUUAUAAAUAUGUUUCUAUGGUUAUCAAUGAAGGAUGAAGACAUUAGCUUGUUGGCCUGUACGUUGAAGGGCGAGUAUGGGCGGUUAUUACCGCAAGUAAAGACAAACCAAAGCAAAGACACUUGUGUAGCAUAUCAAGGACACGUAGAUUGAUACUCCUAUGUGUGCCACAUCAAAGACAUCUGGACCAUACACCACGUCAAAGAUAACGAUGCGAAGUUAAGCUUUUUUAGUGGCAUCAUGAUACUGUCGAAUGCCUUUAUACGUGUAGCUGCCGGUUGUGAUUUAUUUCUCUUUGGAAGACCAGGGAUUUUAAUUAUAUACCACGUACAAUUUUAUCAGGUGUAGGUUUAUUAUCACAAUCACAAAUGGUAUGGAUUAAGUUGAAUAUCAAAGGCAAUUUCAGAAUUAUUUUCUGUGGCAAAGUAUUCCGAAAUGGCUUAGAUAAGUUAGCAUGGGAAAAUCAAUUUUGUUGACUGUUUUGUUCCCAGUGGUCUUGGUGAUAUAAUUUUUUUACAGAACAUUCCAUUAAUUCUUUGAUUUCUGGUGACUAUUAUCCAGUUGUCUUAGUAAGUCUGUUAUAUCAUGUUGUUGCAGUUUGAAAUCGUUGGAUCACAUGUGUUUACAAAUUUCUUCAUAAACCCGUCCAAGAUGUUGUGAGUUUUACGAUGCUGGAUGUCAUGUUUGGGUUUUUUGAUACACCCUGUGAUCAUGUAUCGGAAUGUGCUUGUGGCCCAAUACUGCCUGCUGUAUGAUGUCAUCAUAUCUUUUAAUGAAUGCUGAAAUUUCAGCAAAAAGCAUUUUGUAGCUGCAUGUUAAAUGAAACCUAUAGCGAAAUGAUUAUAAAAAUGGGGAGUUUUGAACGACCCGGUUAAAACCUAAGGUGAGAAUAAACUUCCAUUGAUAAAUGUUAGCAGUUUCGAGUUCCUCUCAGGUAGUUGAUUAUGUAGCCAAUGAACAGCAUGAGAAGUAAUCACCAAUAGCAUUCCGCGAAGUUACUAUUUAUAGCUCGCACGGUCAUUUGCAUAAGAUAUUGAUGACGUUUUAGUCACGUGACAGUCGGACAUCGACACUUAUUUCUACGCAUUUGAACUUAUUUCAAAGUGAAUUAUCUUUGACCCUGCAUUGUUUUUAGCAUGAAUGAUACCAUAGAGUCAGAGAGAGAAAUAUUCAGAACAAUUAUGUAGUAUUUCCAACACUCGGACAUGUGCCAGAUUUAAUCUAACUGCCCUAGUUAGAAAGCCUGAAUCCAUUACGAAACCGCAUGUUUGUCCGACAUUGCCUGUAAUUCAGCGAUGGGGAAAUAGAGGGCAGCAGCUGCAGUGACGUCAUCUUCGCGGAAUGCUAUUUAAUUAUUUUUACCACGUUCAGCUAGUCUAAAUAAAGACUUGAGCCACGACUGGAUCUCUUUAAGUGAGCCUGAAUGUGAAGAAAGACAACUCACUACUAGUAGUUCUUAUUUACCCAUUAGUUACAGCAGGGAUAAGGCAUUUUUGAUAUACGGACAAUUUCCGUUUUUUCUCCUGCUAAAAAGGCCUUGAUUAAAAAGCAGAAAUAGAAAGGGGUCCUAGCUUUCCGUAGAACCUUAACAUUUUAAAAUCGGAAAAAAAUCAACCAUUUCAGAGAAGCAUCCCAGUAACUCAUAUUGAGAGCGAACCCUCAAUUUCCCCGGCCAUGAAUGUUUUCCAGAGGUUAUCUUGGCCCAUAGUUAGUUUGUUUAUGAGACAAGACCACAAUUGAUUUUUUAAGCCUUUUAGCAGUUAAAUUGUCAAUGUUUGACCGCGACGCAUCAAAGAAUGCGUCAAGUAGUGAAACUGAAAUUCGGAUAUGAUAUACGGGUUAGUCUUGCGAGUAACUGGUGCGAUGGAAAUUGGUGAUUGACCACGGAAAUUUUUUUAUAAUCGACAAAUUAGACAGACUUUGAUAUUUCCACUGUUUUCAGCCAACUGGCAGAAAAAACUCAAAACACGCCCCCUAUUACCCAAUUAGCAAAAUUCGAAAUUAAUUUUUUCAUCAAAUAAUUUCUUUAUAUCUGUAGACUUGCCACAGCAAAUAUUUUUUCAAUUCAAUACCUCUCCAAAUAUGUACUUGAGAGUUAAAAACAUGCACUCGUCUAAUAGAUAGGCCUCGACCCUCCAACCUAUGAAUAUUCAUCAGUGGUCUUGUCUCUUAUUUGAAUAACCGCCAUGAGAUGAUAACACAGCUCUUAAUAUGCCAUUGAUGUAUCGCUAACUUUUGUAUUUGUAAUCAGUAAUUGCACACAUUGAGUGUUUUUAUACGCAAUGAAAUCUAUUAUAAAAUUGUAAAAUCUUCUGUGAGCUCAUUUCUUGUCAGACAAUUUAUGAAUUUUCCUUCCUAACUCCCAAACUUAAAUUCACUAACUUGACGUCUUUGAAAUUGACCAAGGAGUUUGAGAAAAUAUCAAAAAUACACUGAUGGAAAAUAAGCUGAAACGCCUGGUUCUCCCCCUGGUGGAGACAGGGUUAAAUGCAUGCUCAAGACGUCUUUUCAAAAUUUUUCUAUCUGUGGUGGUCGGUUUUAUAUCAUUUUGUAAUUGGACAUGUAUAUUUUAUCACUCGCACAAUGUAGUGAGUGUAAUGGUUACGUAUGUAUACACUGUAUGUAAAGU
Lineus longissimus is the source of this 5672-nucleotide messenger RNA. RefSeq lists its product as uncharacterized. Lineage: Eukaryota; Metazoa; Nemertea; Pilidiophora; Heteronemertea; Lineidae. Bases 120 to 665 code for a protein of 181 amino acids. The record is from RefSeq and is a predicted model, not a curated record. The transcript is spliced from 3 exons.